UUGUUUCUUCCUUACUACGCUUCCUUUCUAAUCAGGGAAAAUCUGAGGACUAAAUAGGUUGAGGUGGCAUUUAAAAUUACCUUGGCUUCUUGCCAAUUGCCUCCAUCCAUGUGAUAUCAAAUCAGUAUGUAUCGUGAUGGUGAGCUAUCUAGAAUUCUUCUCAUUACAAACUGAAAGAAUUCAGUCUGCACGAAAGAAAGGACUAGAUACAUCAUACUAGUGUCCGAUCAAAGGAAGCCAUAGAUUUUGUCAUGGAUUUCAAGUGAUUUGGACCUAUUAUUCUUUCUUUUUAAAUUGAAUCUCAUUUGACAUCAGGAAAAACAUCUAAAUUGUUUGGUGCUUCCCUGUAAUGCCUGUAAUUCAGCACUAUCGACAAUUUGUAAACAAGUUUUUUUAAAUUUGGGCAAGUAGUGUGUCGAAAACCGAAAUAUCUGAGACAAAUUACCAAACACAGUGUGAAGGGAAAUUGGGUUAUACCAGCAUAUAACAGAUUCAAAAUAAGACAAUGUGAAUUAUUUAUUUCAGUAAAUUAUAUCCUGUACCUUUAACCGCUUGAAGUGCAAACGAAGUGCUAGAUUCCAGUGCGUACGUCACAUCGGUUGGAAAUGAAGAAUAUUUAACUUAAUUUGAAACGUUACUAAUUACUAUGAUUAGCUUCAUUAAGUGGUUUCACGGAGACAUUCAUCUGUGUGAUAUCAACAUAGAACUCUGAGCAGAAGUGCACCAGUCCUGGUCACUGUACCUCCCAAAGAAACAAAACUGUAGAAGACAAAUGUAAUGGUACUACAGUAAAUGAAGAUUAAUGGAAGAAAAAAUAGUCAGGAUAAGUUCAGCUGGCAUUCGCAAAUUCACGAUGGAAAAAGAGUUACCGCAUUUGCAACUGCGUCGGUUUCUUGCGGGUACGGGGGCUGGGACAACGUCAGUUAUCUGCACGUAUCCACUUGAUGUUGCUAGAGCACGUAUGGCCGUCACAACUUCUUCCAGAUAUUCUAGUCUAUUUCAUGCUAUUCAAACAAUUUAUACGGAAGAGGGAAUAUAUGCACUUUAUCGUGGUUUUUCGCCUGCUCUGCUCGGUAUUAUACCUUAUGCUGGGACAGCGUUUUUCACUUUCGAAACACUGAAAGAAAAGCGUCUAGACAGACAAAUGCAUCUCACUGGUGUACGGCCUAAAAAGUUACGUCCAGUAGAAAAUUUGUGUUGCGGUGCAGUAGCGGGUAUAUUAGGACAGACUGCAUCAUACCCACUGGAUAUUGUUCGGCGACGAAUGCAAACAGCAAAUAUUACAGGUCAUCCAGAAUAUACAGAAAGUGUGUAUAAAACAUUGCGGUUUGUGUAUCGAGAUGAAGGCCUAAUUCAUGGUCUUUACAAAGGUUUAUCAGUUAACUGGAUCAAAGGUCCGAUUGCUUCAGGGAUUAGUUUCACAGUCUAUCAUCAACUUCAACAUUAUUUCCGCCAACUAAUAAAUGACUGAUCACUGCAGUAAAUUUUAAAUUCAUUUUAGCAACCCUGUAGACAUAUAUUUUUGAACUAAACUUGGUCUUUCCCACUGCAUAUUACGUAUUUUUCUGCUUUCUUGUUUUUUAAAUAAAUGUUCGUACUGCAAUUAGUCAACUUGUUCACACUUGCUGAUGAAGAUUUUAUCCUAGUAAAGUGCAUUUGAUGCUAACUGCCUUAUUGUUUGUUGUUACUUACUUACUUACUUAAAUUAUUUGUAUUAUUGUGCUUUGUUAGCCAAAUCGAACGUAACCACAUUCUUCAUCAAGUGUUUAUUACCUUAUUUUUCCAAAAACGUAUCAUUAUUUUUCUUUUGUAAAAACUCAGUUACAAACACCUAUGCUCAUUGUCUGUUGUCGUCUUUCUAUCCUAUUUUCACAAAUUUCGCUUGAAACCUGUUUUACCUACUGUUUUGCUUUUGUGUUUGUUGCACAAGUACUUUGAUUCCCUGAAAAAGGAGGUGAAGAUUAUGCCUUACAAAGGCAUGCAUUCAUUAUGAAGUUCAUGGGCAGUACACUGUUCUCUCUUUGCAUAUAUUUUUCUCUGUAUAAUAAUAAUUAUUAUCAUUUGAACUAUAGAUGUAUUAAACUUGUAAAAUAGUUUUGUAUUGUAGUAGUAACUAAUUUGUUUUAUUUUUGUAAUGACUUAUGUGGGCUCAUACAAUCUCAAUGAAUUUCAUCUUCACAUUUAUUUUCUUCCUAUUGACGGUGAGGUCGUAUACAACUUAGUUCAUGUUAUCACCUGUUUUCACUUAGUUCUACCUGCUCUUGUUUAUUAGCUAAAAAGAGACUGUCGUCACUGUUACUUUUCAGAAUAGUUCUUCUCUUUCUUUUUGAUUAGUUUCGCUCCUGAAUAUACGUGUGCUUGUACACACUUUUGAGGCAAGAAAUUUACAUAUUUUUUACAAGCGAACUUUUACAGCUUUGUGUAAAAAAAAUAUGCUUGUCUGCGCUUCUUGUACGUGUCUUUUUCCCUUUCUCCCUAGUUUACUGUGAGCUAAAAGGCAAAUGAUUUCAUUCAACAGUGACGUGUUUCUAAGUAUCUUUAUUGUUUAUUUGCUUAGACGAAUUAUGAAUCACUCGAC
This is a messenger RNA of Trichobilharzia regenti, 2578 nucleotides long. The record is from the annotation of a GenBank genome assembly. Lineage: Eukaryota; Metazoa; Platyhelminthes; Trematoda; Strigeidida; Schistosomatidae.